AUGUCUGGAAAGCAAGGCGCAUAUGGCGCGCGCGCACAAGACACCGACUUCCGGAAGAAAUGGGAUAAGGAGGAGUACGCGGAGAAGGCGCGCAAGCGCGACGAGGAGGAGAAGGAGCGCAUGAAAGAGAAUGAGGAGCUGCAAAAGCAAGGGAAGAAGCCGCGCAGGGGGCCGAAGAAUGACCUCCCCAAGCCCACCGAGCUCAUGAAGCAGCGUGAGGGCCCGCUCGACCUUGACAAGAACCUGGGGAAGACGAUGGUAGUGCAGAAUGCGGGGACGCGCGGGCCCGGCGUCCCCGGUUUCUUCUGCGAGGCCUGCAACCGGACGUACAAGGACAGCUCUGGCUACCUCGACCACAUCAACGGCCGUGCACAUCUCCGCGCGUUGGGACAGACGACGCGGAUACAGCGGUCCACUCUGCAGCAGGUCCGCGCGCGAAUAGCGUACCUGCGUGAGAAGACGCGCGAAGCCUCGAAUGCGAAGGAGUUUGACUUCGAGCAGCGUUUGGCAGAAGUGCGUGAGCGCGAAACAGCCUUGCGCGAAGAGAAGAAGGCGGCCAAGAAGGCGCUGCGGGAGGCUGCCCGGGUGGAACUCGUCAAGGACACAGCAGUGGCCGCGGGGGCGAAGCAAGGAGACGGAGACAUGAUGUCCAUGAUGGGUUUUGCCGGCUUUGGAACGACGAAGAAGUGA
Trametes versicolor FP-101664 SS1 is the source of this 690-nucleotide messenger RNA. RefSeq lists its product as uncharacterized. Gene Ontology annotation, biological process: mRNA splicing, via spliceosome. The transcript has 3 exons. The record is from RefSeq and is a predicted model, not a curated record. The coding region runs from base 1 to 690 and encodes 229 amino acids. Gene Ontology annotation, cellular component: spliceosomal complex; U4/U6 x U5 tri-snRNP complex. Lineage: Eukaryota; Fungi; Basidiomycota; Agaricomycetes; Polyporales; Polyporaceae. Gene Ontology annotation, molecular function: nucleic acid binding; zinc ion binding.